GGCAACGUCAUUAUAUUCCAAAAACCUAUAGCUACCAUCCAUCAAUUUCCCUCUUCUCACCUCACUCUUACUCUUUCUCUUUGCAUGCACUCUAUUUCCCUUAAUAUAACCAUGAUUACCACUCCAAUUAUUCUCUCACUAUUUUUGUCCUCUCUUCAUAACAUCUUCCCUAGCUAAAAACAACUUCAAAAUAAUCAUAAAUCUCAUCCAUGGCCCCCAACCAACACCAUUCACGUUUUAGUUCUAACAUGCAGAUGCAGCACUACUACUACAACCACACCGACGAUGAUGAUAGCGAAGAUAUCGACAACGAGAUUGUAAUCGACAGCGAUACAGAUGAAGAUGAGUACGACUACGACGAGGAUGAGGAUGAGGAGGAAGAACAAGAAGGUGAAAUCAAAACCAACAAGAACAACAACAAUGUUGUUUUCGGUGGUAAAUCAUUUUCAUUGACCCGGGUACUACUUGACCCGAGAGGAAAAUGGGUUGAAGAAUGGAACCGAAUAUUUCUCUUGGUGUGCGCGAUGGGUUUAUUCGUGGACCCACUAUUUUUCUACACCCUAUCAAUAAGUGACACGUGUAUGUGUCUGUUUGUAGACGGUUGGUUACUCGUUACCGUCACCGUUAUCCGUUGCAUGACGGACGCGUUACAUCUCUGGAACAUUUGGUUACAGUUCUAUAUUCAGAAACGCUCCUCUUUUGGCUUCAUUCAUAACACUCAUCACCAUCAUCAUAAGUCUUCACAUGCUCUUCGUUACUUCAGAGCUAGCAAGGGUUUUUUCUUUGACAUUUUUGUCCUUCUCCCUCUUCCUCAGAUUGUGCUAUGGGUGACUAUUCCAUCUUUGUUAAAGGAAGGAUCAAUUACGAAGGUGAUGAGUGUAUUGUUGAUCAUGUUUGUGUUUCAAUACCUUCCUAAAAUUUAUCACUCAGUAUGCUUUGUGCGUCGCAACCUCUCUGGUUACAUUUUUGGAACUGUUUGGUGGGGAUUUGCUCUCAACAUGAUCGCUUAUUUUGUUGCUUCCCAUGCAGUAGGGGCGUGUUGGUAUUUGUUGGGACUUCAAAGGGCAUCAAAGUGUCUGGAAGAGCAAUGUGUUACAACAAUGGGUUGUGGAUUGAGAACAUUGUGUUGCAAAGAACCUAUAUAUUAUGGAAGCAGUAGCAUGUUGAAGAAAUUAGAGAGAACGAGGUUGAUAUGGGCACAGAACAGAGAAGCAAGGUCUACAUGUUUAGCUAGUGCUGAUAACUAUGACUAUGGAGUUUAUGAAUGGAGUGUUCAACUUGUGACAAAUAAUAGCCGUUUGGAAAAGGUACUCCUCCCAAUCUUUUGGGGCCUAAUGACUCUAAGCACUUUUGGGAACCUCCAGAGCACAACGGAAAGGCUGGAAGUCGUUUUCAUUAUUAUUGUAUUGACUAGUGGCCUCCUUCUUGUCACCAUGCUAAUUGGAAACAUCAAGGUGUUUUUACAUGCUACAACAUCAAAGAAGCAAGCAAUGAAAUUGAAGAUGACGAACAUCGAAUGGUGGAUGAGCAAAAGACGUCUGCCACACGGGCUCAGGCAGCGUGUGCGCAACUAUGAGAGACAGUGUUGGGCCGCGAUGCGCGGAGUUGAUGAAUGUCAGUUGAUCAAAAUUCUACCUGAGGGUUUGAGAAGAGACAUCAAGUACCAUCUUUGUUUGGGUUUGGUGAGACAGGUGCCACUAUUUCAGCAUAUGGAUGACUUGGUGCUAGAGAACAUUUGUGACCGUGUCAAGUCCCUUGUAUUCACAAAGGGAGAAACACUAACAAGAGAGGGAGAGCCAGUUCAAAGAAUGCUAUUUGUAGUAAGGGGUCAUCUUCAAAGUAGUCAAGUCCUAAGAGAUGGAAUAAAAAGUUGUUGCAUGUUAGGGCCAGGAAAUUUUACUGGAGACGAGCUUCUAUCUUGGUGCUUAAGAAGACCUUUUGUACAACGACUUCCAAUAUCAUCAUCAACUUUGGUUACACUUGAAACAUGUGAAGUAUUUGGGCUUGAAGCCGAGGAUGUCAAAUAUGUGACACAACAUUUUAGGUACACAUUUGCAAAGGAAAAUGUUAGGAGAAGUGUAAGAUAUUACUCACCUGGUUGGAGAACUUGGGCUGCUGUGGCAAUUCAGUUGGCUUGGAGAAGGUAUAGACAUAGAUUGACUUUGAGUUCUUUGUCCUUUAUAAGACCUCGGAGACCUCUGUCAAGGUCCACUUCUUUGGAAGAGGACAGGCUUCGCCUUUAUACGGCUUUGUUAACCUCUCCAAAGCCCAAUCAAGAUGAUUUUUCAUAGUCAUGUUUGUGGAAAAUGAGCUCAUGUAGUGUGUGCAAUUUGGUUCUAAAAAUAUUUGAGUAAAUCAAUGAAUCUAGUCAUUCUAUUAGACACAAAUGUAUGAUGAAAAUGAUAACAAUUGAAAAAUAAGGAAGUCUUGUUUCUUAAUUAA
Molecule: messenger RNA, 2442 nt
Organism: Vicia villosa (hairy vetch)
Lineage: Eukaryota; Viridiplantae; Streptophyta; Magnoliopsida; Fabales; Fabaceae
Product: cyclic nucleotide-gated ion channel 4
Exons: 8
Coding region: 210-2291 (693 amino acids)
Source: RefSeq, a predicted model, not a curated record